Chaetura pelagica (chimney swift) is the source of this 819-nucleotide messenger RNA. It is a transcript of the gene FCF1, whose product is annotated as FCF1 rRNA-processing protein. The transcript is spliced from 7 exons. The record is from RefSeq and is a predicted model, not a curated record. NCBI's taxonomy places the organism in Eukaryota, Metazoa, Chordata, Aves, Apodiformes, Apodidae. The coding region runs from base 39 to 599 and encodes 186 amino acids. Gene Ontology annotation, cellular component: small-subunit processome; nucleolus.
UGCAGGGGAAGCAGAAGAAGGCGCGGAAAUACGCGGUGAUGAAGCGCAUGAUCAGCCUGCGGGACCAGCGCAUUAACGAGAAGGACCGGGCGAAAGCCCGCGAAAAGAAGAAGGAGGACCCGAGUGCCAUCAAGGAGCGUGAGGUCCCCCAGCACCCCUCUUGUUUGUUCUUCCAGUAUAAUACCCAGUUGGGCCCCCCUUACCACAUCCUGGUUGACACUAACUUCAUCAACUUUUCUAUCAAGGCCAAGCUGGACCUGGUGCAGUCAAUGAUGGACUGUCUUUAUGCCAAGUGCAUUCCAUGUAUCACAGAUUGUGUAAUGGGAGAAAUUGAGAAGUUAGGACAGAAGUACCGUGUGGCAUUAAGAAUUGCCAAGGACCCUCGGUUUGAACGCUUGCCAUGUACGCACAAAGGAACUUACGCAGACGACUGCUUGGUACAGAGAGUCACUCAGCACAAAUGUUACAUAGUGGCCACAGUGGAUAAAGAGCUCAAGAGGAGAAUACGAAAAAUCCCUGGAGUACCUAUAAUGUAUAUUUCCAGGCACAGAUACAAUAUUGAGAGGAUGCCAGAUGAUUACGGAGCUCCUCGAUUCUAACCUGCCUGGCCGAGCCAUUGAUGCCAGGACUCUGAGCCAGGAUAAGCGUCCUUCUGGUUCCAGCCCUCCUGCUUUCUUACUUGCUGAGACUCUGCUCAAAGGACUGUGGGUGACAUUGGAUUUCAUAGCCUUGAUCCUCUAAGAGAAAGCUACAUGGAGGAUUCUGUGUUUAUUCAUCCUUAUUCUGAUUUGUCCUGAUUACCUACAGUUGGGAAAAGCA